AGUUAUCUGCUGCAAACAUGAGCAGAAGAAGAAGCGGUCAGAGCCAAUGGAGGGAACUUGUCUUUGUUCAACGGACAGACCAAUUAUUUUAAGACGAAGUGAAAGGAAAGCAAUGAGUGGAGAGGAAUCCAGGAGAGGAACAUGGAGGGGUGGGACCGGAGGAUGGAGAGGAGGAGGAGGAGGAGGAGGUGGUGGUGGUGGUGGGGGAGGAUGGAGAGGAGGAAGAGGUAGUGGAGGAUGGAGAGGUGGUGGAGGAUGGAGGAGUAGACCUUGGAGAGGAGGAUCAGGAGGUGGAAGAGGUUCCGGAGAAGGAGGAGGAGGAGGGGGGAGAGGUGGAGGAUCAGGUAACCCUACCUUCAGCUCUCAGAGAGCUCUCUAUCAGACAACUCUAGAUGCAAUGUGUCCGUACAAAGGAUGGUUACUCUACUUCACAGAAGGCUUCAUCGAGAGCUCGCCUAGUGUGGAGAAGAUCAAGGUGUUUGAGAAAUACUUUGCCUCUAAGAUUCACCUGUAUGACAAGGAUGAGAUUGAGCGUCAGGGCAGUGUUCUGGUCGAUUAUGCCGACUUGAUGAGAGACCAGACUGUGUGUGAUGCGCUUCCUGACCUAACCACGGAGCUGAAGGAGCAGCCGGAGAUAAUGCUCAACUGUUUGGGAGUGGCCAUUCACCAGGUGUUGACUGUAGAUCUGGAGAAACAGGCUGCUGAGUUGAAAGGGGAAGAGCUUUCUGUUGCUACACCAGUCACCAACAUCCCUCACAUUAGUGCAAGGCUGUACAACUAUGAACCGCUGACUCCGUUGCGGACGUUGCGCGCCAGCGUGUUCGGACGGCUGGUGUGUGUGAGGGGAACUGUGGUCAGAGUGGGCAACAUCAGACCCAUCUGCACCAGGAUGGCGUUCAGAUGCCAGGGGUGCUCGCAUACGCUGUCUCUGCCUCUGCAGCACGGCAAAUACUCCACACCUACCAAGUGUAUCCAGCCUGACUGUCGCAGUCGUUCCUUCCUUCCCAGCCGCAGUUCUCCUCUUACACACACUGUAGACUGGCAGAUCAUCAAGGUGCAGGAGCUGAUGGGCGGAGAGCAGAGGGAGACUGGAAGAAUCCCCCGGACCGUCGAGUGUCACCUGACCUCCGACCUCUGCGACAGCUGCGUCCCCGGAGACACGGUUACCGUGACGGGGAUAGUGAGAGUUACCAACGAUGGUAGUUCCCGGGUGAAUAAGGAUCAGUGCAUGUUCCUCCUCUACCUUGAUGCCACUUCAGUCAGUAAUACUAAAGGUCAUAAGUCCAAGUCGGGUCAGGGGUCACGAGGGUCGCUCGAGGAUCGUUCUGCGGGGGAGGAGUUCACGUUGAAGGAGCUAUAUGCCAUCCAGGAGAUCCAGUCACAGCCUGGCCUACUGAGACUCAUAGUACACUCUUUGUGUCCUGUCAUCUACGGCCAGCUACUGGUGAAAGCUGCUCUUGCCUUGACGUUGUUCGGAGGCAGACAGAAACACACGGACAAGAACAGUGUUCCGGUCAGAGGAGACCCACACAUCCUGAUGGUGGGAGACCCCGGACUGGGAAAGAGUCAGAUGUUACAGGCAGUGUGUAAUGUGGCUCCCAGAGGUAUUUACGUUUGUGGCAACAGCACGAGCACCACAGGACUAACGGUGAGUUUAUCCCGAGAUUCAGGAACAGGGGAUUUUGCUCUGGAGGCUGGAGCCCUGGUGCUGGCUGACCAGGGUCUGUGCUGCAUUGACGAGUUUGACAAGUUGGGCCACCAGCAGCAGGCUCUGUUGGAGGCCAUGGAGCAGCAGUCUGUGAGUCUGGCCAAAGCUGGAAUAGUGUCUUCCCUGCCUGCCAGAACCUCGGUCAUAGCUGCUGCGAACCCGAUUGGAGGACAUUACAACCGAGGCAAGACCGUCUCUGAAAAUCUGAAAAUGGGCUCAGCUCUCCUCUCUCGCUUUGACGUCGUCUUCCUCCUCCUGGAUAUCCCCGACGAGUCCCACGACCGCCGCCUGUCGGAGCACGUCAUGGCAAACAGGGCGGGAAGAGGCAGGACCAGCAGUGCCGUAGUCACUAGGGCCAAGUCGAGCGACCUGGACACCUCCAUCCUGCUCGAACACUCGGACAUACCCCUGUCUGAACGCUUGCAGAUCCCUGCAGGUGAGACUGUAGACACCAUUCCAGCCUGCUUGUUGAGGAAGUACAUCAGCUAUGCUCGUCAGUACGUCCACCCCUUGCUCUCUCCCGAGGCAGCGCAAAUAAUUCAGGAUUUCUACCUGUCACUAAGAUCUCAGGGGCACUCUGCUGACGCCACACCCAUCACCACACGACAACUGGAGUCUUUAAUUAGAUUAACUGAGGCAAGAGCCCGGUUGGACCUCAGAGAGACGGCUACCAAGAGUGAUGCUGAGGAUGUGGUGGAGAUCAUGAAACACAGUCUGGCUGAUACAUAUUCAGAUGGUCUGGGCAAUCUGGACUUUGAGCGAUCUCAGCUCGGGUCGGGCAUGAGUCAUCGCGGCGCCGGGAAGCGACUCAUCAACGCGCUGCACUCUCACGCGCAGAGGACCAGUCAGAAGCAGUUCGACUUACAGACGCUCCGAACUGUGGCCGACCGACUGAACAUCAAGGUGAUGGACUUCGAAGGUCUGGUGAGUUCCCUGAACGAACAGGGUUUCCUGCUGAAGAAAGGAGCCAAGCUGUACCAGUUGCAGACAGUCUGACCACUGACAGAUGUAACAGACUCACUAACCUCACUUCAAGGUCAGUGUCUGGGAUCAAUCUCUCUAUAGAUAAGGAGAAAUAAUGGGGCAUCCAUUUUCCAGACCACUUUCACCAACCAGCAGAGUACAGAGUAACCUUUUGAAGAGAAAGGUGAUCACACAUCCCUAGCAACCACAGUUUCCUGCAAGUUUCCGGCAUUGUCAACACGGGUGACUUUGUACUACACUUAAAACUGUACUAUUCCUUUUGCAUCACUAUUAUUUUUACAUACAUUAAAUGUUAUGUAUAUUUGUUCGUAAAUAUGUGUUGUUUAAGUAGCUUGCUGAGGAUCAAUUUAUUUGGCACAGCUGUUUGUCCUCGGUCUGUGGAGCAAUCUCUGUGCAGAACUAUUUAUUUUUUUAUAUGUUAUGAAAUAAAUAUCCAAAAUUGCAUCCACUUUAAAGACUUCAUCAGCAAAAGCUGAAAUGGGGAGAAGAUAUUAUUUUCCCUACUCAUAAUUCAGAUUUUUUUCUGAGGGGUGAAAAUAUAUUUAUAUAUAUAUAAAGAAUUCUCAGCUAUUGACUUUGCAAUUGGCCUCCAGAAUCCAGUGUUGGUGGAGUUAUAGUAUGGUCAUCUAAUUGUGUUUUCUGCUAUUUCUGUAUGUAUGCACUUUAUUAGUUCCCAUGAAACAUUCAGUUAAUAAAUAAUUAUAUUUUUCUGUAAAA
Scophthalmus maximus (turbot) is the source of this 3409-nucleotide messenger RNA. It is a transcript of the gene mcm8, whose product is annotated as minichromosome maintenance 8 homologous recombination repair factor. Gene Ontology annotation, cellular component: nucleus; MCM complex. Bases 47 to 2704 code for a protein of 885 amino acids. The record is from RefSeq and is a predicted model, not a curated record. Gene Ontology annotation, molecular function: ATP binding; single-stranded DNA helicase activity; ATP hydrolysis activity. Lineage: Eukaryota; Metazoa; Chordata; Actinopteri; Pleuronectiformes; Scophthalmidae. The transcript is spliced from 22 exons. Gene Ontology annotation, biological process: double-strand break repair via homologous recombination.